Messenger RNA from Penicillium subrubescens, 1932 nucleotides. RefSeq names its product proteasome regulatory particle lid subunit RPN3. Lineage: Eukaryota; Fungi; Ascomycota; Eurotiomycetes; Eurotiales; Aspergillaceae. Bases 1 to 1932 code for a protein of 643 amino acids. The record is from RefSeq and is a predicted model, not a curated record. The transcript is spliced from 3 exons. Gene Ontology annotation, biological process: regulation of protein catabolic process; ubiquitin-dependent protein catabolic process. Gene Ontology annotation, molecular function: enzyme regulator activity. Gene Ontology annotation, cellular component: proteasome complex; proteasome regulatory particle, lid subcomplex.
AUGCCUGCUGAGAGGCGUUCUCUACGAUCAAACAACAAGUCCGAUACCUCUUCAUCUGCUAACGGUGAAAAGGCAAGCUCGAACUCCCAGAGCUCCAGUGCUAAAGACAAAGCCGCACCCACGACCCGUGCCGCCGCCAACAAGGCCAAGUCGGCCCCGGCAAAGAAAGGCGCCGCCAAGGGCGCAUCGAAUAACGGAAUGGGGGAAGAAGAUCAGUCCCACGUGAACGGAUCGAAGUCGACAGAGAAUGGAGUGAAUGGUUCCGAGGAUGUUGAGAUGGGCGAGGAUACGGCAGGUGCGCCUACAUCCUCCUUCAACUCGAGUAAGGACCGGCAUGGUAACGAGAAGAUGACUGUUGUAGUGCCGCCGACCAAGGGCUCCAGAUCAUCCGGCAAGCCCGGUCAGGACAAGGAGGAGGACGUGACGAUGGAGGGUGCAGAGGACGAUGAUGCGGAGAAGGCCGAGCCUGAGGUUGACCCAACGACCAAGGCUAUCCAAGACAUCAAGACCAACUUCACCCUGCUCGAGCGAGCCGUCGCCCACUUCGAUCCCCGAUUUACCCUUCGCGUCCUACGGUCGAUAUCGUCGAUGCGGAAAUACAUCACCCCCGAGGUCCUCGCCGAGGUGAUUGUGGACACAUACCAGGCUUCUGAUCCGGCGGCUGUAUUCCUGCUCGGUGCCAUUAACCAGCCGAGUGCCUUUGAGAACGCCCCUGCGAUGGAGGUGGACUCGGAGAAGGCCAAGGCUGCACCCAAGGAGGUUCUGCCCGAGGUUGACACAUACCUGUCUAUCUUGGUGCAGAUCUAUCUGUUUGAUCAACGACAAAUCCAGAAGGGUGCCAAGUUCUCGACCGAGCUGAUCGAGCGCCUACGCACUGUUAACCGCCGGACAUUGGACUCUCUUGCAGCUCGUGUGUACUUUUAUUACUCUCUCUUCUUCGAGCAGAUUGCUCCACUUCCCCCCUCGCCUGCAGCUACCGUGACUACCAUCCGACAGCCAUUGCUGGCUGCACUGAGGACUGCUGUCCUGCGGAAGGAUGUUGACACUCAGGCCACUGUCAUGACUCUGCUUCUCCGCAACUACCUGUCCACCUCCCACAUCACCCAGGCUGAUCUCUUGAUCUCACACAACCGCUUCCCGGCUGCCGCAUCCAACAACCAGAUUGCCCGCUACCUAUACUAUCUUGGUCGGAUCCGUGCCAUUCAGCUGCAGUACACCGAGGCUCACAGCCACCUGAUUGGUGCUACCCGCAAGUCUCCUACCAGCAAUGUCGCUCGUGGUUUCUACCAGGCCUCUCAUAAGCUCCUUGUGGUGGUUGAGCUGCUGAUGGGCGAUAUUCCUGACCGCGCAGUCUUCCGCCAACCGGCUCUGGAGAAGGCUAUGCACCCAUACUUCCUGCUCGCCCAGGCUGUCAGCGUUGGAGACCUGGAUGGUUUCUUGAACAUUGUCAACACCCACAGUUCGACCUUCCGCAAGGAUGGUACCUACACUCUGAUCCUUCGCCUGCGCCAGAACGUGAUCAAGACUGGUAUCCGCAUGAUGUCGUUGUCCUACUCUCGUAUCUCCCUACGGGACAUCUGUCUCCGCCUGGGUCUGGAUAGCGAGGAGUCGGCCGAGUACAUUGUGGCUAAGGCUAUCCGUGAUGGUGUCAUCGAGGCCACGUUGGAUCACGAGCAUGGCUACAUGAAGAGUAAGGAGGUUGGUGACAUCUAUGCCACCCGGGAACCGGGCGAGGCGUUCCACGAGCGCAUUCGCGCUUGUCUGGCUCUCCACGAUGAGAGUGUCAAGGCUAUGCGAUUCCCGAUGAACCAGCACCGUCUGGAGCUGAAGAGUGCUCAGGAUGCUCGCGAGCGGGAGCGGGAGCUUGCCAAGGAGAUCCAGGAAGGAGACAUGGACGAUGAGGAUGCUGGCGGCGAUUUCGAUGCCAUCUAA